Messenger RNA from Lucilia cuprina (Australian sheep blowfly), 702 nucleotides. RefSeq lists its product as uncharacterized. NCBI's taxonomy places the organism in Eukaryota, Metazoa, Arthropoda, Insecta, Diptera, Calliphoridae. The transcript has 4 exons. Bases 1 to 702 code for a protein of 233 amino acids. The record is from RefSeq and is a predicted model, not a curated record.
AUGGCCAAAGAUUCCCCUAACGCCCCUUUACCAACCUGCAAUGAAAAGGACGUUAAUAUCAACGAUUGUCUACUUAAGGUUUUUGCCGAAAUGAUACCACGUUCUAAAGAUGGCAUACCGGAAAUCAAUAUACCACCUAUGGAUCCAUUUCUUAUUAAUAGAACAAGUUAUAUUUUCUCUCAUCCCAUUGUGCAAGGAAAAGUUUCUGUACGUAAUCUUAAAAUACAUGGCUUAAGCAAAGUAGUGACUAAAAGUUUAGACUAUAAACGCGAGGGAAAUCAUGUGAAUUUUAAAAUUAAAGCUUUUAUACCAGAAAUGUUUGUCGAGGGGAUGUAUAAGGCAAAAAUGAAAUUAAACUCGGCCAAUAUAUCAUCGAAGGGACCAUUUAAUGUGACCUUUACCCAUAUCGAUGUUGAUGUUGAAACCACUUCAGAUUUAUAUGAACGUGAUGGUCAUCGUUAUAUGCAUCUUAAAACGUUUAAUUUUGAUCCUAUUGUGGGUAAUAUGAAAUUUUAUGCUGAAGGUUUAUUGCCCGAACCUUUACUAAAUGAAGCUAUUCUGGAGUUUAUGAAUCAAAAUUGGCGCACCAUUUACAAGUCUUUGGUACCAGAAACUCGCGCUGCUUGGGAACCAGAAUUUGUAAAAUUAAGCAAUGAAUAUUUUUCUCAUGUUAUGGUGGAUACUAUUCUAAAGGAUGAUUAA